AGUUACUGGGAAGUAAGCAAGCGGCAGUUUCCCUUGGCGUAAGGCUCCUCCUCCCUCCGCGGGUUGCUCCGCUGCACGUGUGCCCGGGCCCCGCCCCACACCGCCAGUGCUGCGGCCGCUUGGGCGCCUCCUCCCGUGCAGAGAUGGCGCACGACCCCGCAGAAUCAGCAAGUGCUGUUGUCAGUGGCCUUCUAAUCCAGGACUGCCAUAUUGCAAGAACACACAGGCCCCAAAGCAAAAUCUGAAUAGAUUCAGCCAGUGAAAAAGGUGAUUUUUGAAGGAUGAUCAAGAAUUCUUGCAAGACACUUAAGACUGUUUUACAGAGGAGUAUUGUAACCGAGAAUUUAUAAUAACAGCAUCUCAGACAUGUUGAAAAAGAUGUUUUGAUCCCUAAAAUUAUGAGAGAAAAGGCCCGAGAGAGGUGCUCUGAACAAGUUGAAGAUUUCACUAAAUGUUGCAAGGACUCUGGAAUCCUUAUGGUAGUAAAAUGCCGGAAAGAAAAUUCUGCAUUGAAAGACUGUCUAACUGCUUACUAUAAUGAUCCAGCCUUUUAUGAAGAAUGCAAAAUGGAAUAUCUGAAGGAAAGGGAAGAAUUCAGAAAAACUGGGAUUCCUACCAAGAAAAGACUACAGAAGCUUCCCACAAGCAUGUAGGCGAAGUCAAAUGAUACUCAGGAACCCUAAUAUCCAUGGAAAUCACAGUCACCUGAAAUAAUGGACUUAAGGAAGUGUUUGCUUUACCCUUAAUUACGGAAAUAAUUUUAUCUGAAAUAAAGUUCUUGUAAACUUCAAA
Molecule: messenger RNA, 792 nt
Organism: Phacochoerus africanus (Common warthog)
Lineage: Eukaryota; Metazoa; Chordata; Mammalia; Artiodactyla; Suidae
Gene: CMC1
Product: C-X9-C motif containing 1
Exons: 6
Coding region: 399-653 (84 amino acids)
Cellular component (GO): mitochondrion
Source: RefSeq, a predicted model, not a curated record